AUGUUUAUAUGCAUGCGACACACGGGCUUGGAGAUUCUUGUUUCAAAUUCGAGGUAUCACACAUCGGCCCCCAAAGGUCAAACAUUAAGAAGAAAGCUCACUGCCCUGGCCCAGACUUUUCUAGGUGACUUCUUCCUCAGGACUCUGCAGCAGUCUUACUAGUUAUAAAGCACAAGCGGACCGCACGUCUCAACGCGGGAAAACAGUUCCACCUGCAAGAAUGCGACCGGGCUAGGCGAGAUAGAGUUGGCUCUGCGCCGCAGGGGUGUACAAGCCCGAGAGGGGGGAGCCCGAGGUCACCCCGCCCGCCCUGGCAUCCGGGCUGAGGUGCAGGCGCCUGGAGGAGCGGUGCGCAGGCCCAGAGGUAGCCGAGGACACGAGCGGACAUUCCGGGGACCAAGUACUGGCGCCUGGACGCACCUUCGCGAGGCCAUGCGGAAACUACUGGAAGCGAGGGCUUGCGGAGACCACCCCCGGGCGAAACCAAAGGAGAAAGAGGGGAACCCAGGGGUCCCGGGGCGCUCAGGCCCGCGCGGACGGGGAGGCCAGAGUGGCCCCGCAGCUAUCUCCUUACCUCACGGGCCCCCACGGGCUCCGCCCUCAGCUACAACCCGGCGGGAGCAAUGUGGCAGCCACAACGGUUGCCGGGGGUCGCCGCGGGCCGGAAAGCGGGGUUCGGGGAUGGAAAGAGGGCGGGGCGAAGCGAGCAAAAAGUUCCGGGGAAGCCGAGACCGCGACCUUCCGCGCUUUACGGCCCCCGGGCAAGGGUACGGCUAGCGCGUGACCUCAGCCGCGCACGAGCACGCCGUGACGCCCUCGCGGAGCCCCGCCCCUGCCACGUGAGCUUGUUUGGGUCUCGGGAGGCACCGCCCCCAGGGCCUUUUUGCCAGCCUCAGAGGCGAGCUAUGGCAACUUUGACUCUUAGGGCAGUUUUGGAACCCGGGCCUUGGACCGGCAGGGUUUCUGCACGUGGAACCGGAACGUCUGAGAUGAUCGCAGAUCCUGUGGAGGGUGGGGAGCGCGGGAGUUCUUUCUUCCCUCGAGGCCUGUGCCAGGGCUUACUCCAAAUCCAGUGGGUCCCCAGUCCUAAGCCACAAGCAGUCUCGGGGGAAAACGCUUCUCACCCCCGUGGGAGCGUGGCUCUUGGAAGUGGCUCCGGCCUUUCUUGGGCGAGGCUCUCACAGAGCAGAUCGGAAAUCCAUUCUGCUGUCCCGCCCCACCUCGGAGGACGGACUAACGGACCUGAGUUCCCGGCCCUAUCUUACUCCUCGCAGCUUCUCAGCUUGGCUCAGCUCAGAGGAAGAGGAAUCACUCACCCCUUCCUCACCGUCACAUCAGUCUUUUCUUUCCUUCUAGAACUCAUCACUGUCUCAAGGACAUAAGUUUGAUGACUGUCUUUUCCACUGGUGUAACACGGUCUCUGUCGACAGAACCUUAGUCUUAUGCACAGCUUUAUUCUCAGCACCCAGAACAGUGCCUGGCACCUCAUCCACUAAAUAUGAUAUGGAUAAGGGGCUCAUGGUGCAGUCACCAUUGCAUCUUGGACGACACUAUCCAGUUCCCGUUUGUUGGAUUCAAUACUGUCUAACCACACAAACCAAUCAUCUUGUGUUUUAUUAAUUUUCUAAAUAAUUUUUUUUGUAGAGAUAGACUCACUAUGUUGCCCAGGCUGGUCCUGAACUCCUGACCUCAAGUGAUCCUUCCAUCUCAGCCUCCCAAAGUCCUGGGAUUACAGGCGUGAGCCACUGUGCCUGCCCCAAUCUUGCGUUUUAUUGCUGGCCACCAGUAUAGCCCGGCACUGUGCAGGAUGAUAGGAUCCAGCAGUGUACAAGAAAAAUGGGGUUUCUGCUCUUAGGGAGUGGCAGUCAAGUUCCAGGGACCCCUCUGUCACAAGGCCAGGCCACAGCCUACAUAGUUUAUACCCCAUUUACUGGCCAGUCAACUCAUACAAAGACAACCCAGAUGAGGUCUGCAAGACAGCAGACUGAAACUAUGCCAUAGGCUCCUGUGCUAGAUAAAUACUUCCGUAUUUUAGCUAGGAUUGAAUGCUUGGGGACACUUACCUGUCUAAAAAAGGAGAAAAUCUUGACCGAUUUGAGACAUUCUCUGGGAAGGCUUUCCUGAUGCCCAGAUGUGGCAAUUUCAUGAAAAAUAUCAUAGGUUUUCCUCAUGAACCAUUUGGUUCAAGCCAUUUCCAGGCACAUAAAUUUGGGAGAAACCUGGUUGUCUGCAGGAGAUGGUGGAUGAAAUGAAGGUAAAUACUUAAUGUGUUGAUUUCAUUCUGUUUACAUGCAGUAAGUAGCAAACAAAUGGUA
Messenger RNA from Chlorocebus sabaeus (green monkey), 2315 nucleotides. The record is from RefSeq and is a predicted model, not a curated record. Lineage: Eukaryota; Metazoa; Chordata; Mammalia; Primates; Cercopithecidae.